CCUGCCGGCCUGUGUUAAUCCUGAAAGAAACACUAAAAUAAAUGAAUAAUUAACUGACUAGACCCAUGUUCUCUUCCUCAAUCUAUGCUAUUUGAAUCCCCCUUAUAAAGCAACUUCAGGCGCAUCACAACUUCAUUUUUUCUAUCUUCAGAGAAGAAACAAUUGUUCCUAUUCUUUUGGGUUGGCAUGGCUACCUUUAGAGCUCUCUUCUUUGCUCUUGCCAUCUCCCUGAUUGCAAUAAAUCUGAGUUCUGUAGAUGCAGCAUUUCCAGACCAUGUCCACGUAUCCUGGGGAGGUAAUAAUCAAGAAUUGAUUGCGGGUAAUGGUGAAGAUCUUCAGCUUGUGCUAACCAAUUGGUCAGGAUCUGGAAUUCAAACAAAACAAGCAUUCUUCUACGGCAGUAUAGAAAUGCUAAUCAAAUUAGUACCUGGGAAUUCUGCUGGCACUGUUACAGCCUACUAUUUGUCUUCAACCGGUCCUGCGCACGAUGAAAUAGACUUUGAGUUCUUGGGCAAUGUAUCAGGAGAACCUUACACUGUCCACACAAAUGUCUUCACUCAGGGUGUUGGACACAAAGAGCAGCAAUUUCAUCUCUGGUUUGACCCAACAGCUGAUUACCACAACUACACCAUACACUGGAACCCGAGUAGGAUUGUGUGGUUUAUUGAUGGGCUGCCAAUCCGAGUCUUCCAAAACUAUGAGAGUCAGGGAAUUGAUUUCCCAAACAAGAAAGGGAUGAGGGUUUAUUCCAGCUUAUGGAAUGCUGAUAGCUGGGCAACACAAGGUGGGCGUGUGAAGACUGACUGGAGCUGUGCACCUUUCAUAGCUAGAUAUAGAAAUUUUAGACCAAGGGCUUGCAAGUGGAGUGGACCAGUUAGCAUCAGUCAAUGUGUCACCAAUACACCUGCCAAUUGGUGGACAUCCCCUGUUUACAGCAAGUUAAACUACAGGCAAAUUCGUCAGAUGAAGUGGGUCAGAAAAUACUAUAUGAUCUAUAACUACUGCACUGAUUAUAGAAGAUUCAACUGGAAAAUGCCCCCUGAAUGUUCUUUACAAGACUAUUCUUUAGACGAAUAUUAGAAGCAAACAAAGAAAAUAUGGUUCCAAAACUGAGACACCUAAGUUUGGAUCCAAAAGAGAUGAAUGAACUUUUGCUGCCCCCUAUUGUUUGAAUCAUUUCAGAUUACAAAUGAGGAAUAAACUCUCUGUCAGCUGUAUCUUCUCAACUUUGUAUUAAAUCUUAGUAAAAUUUUUU
Telopea speciosissima is the source of this 1255-nucleotide messenger RNA. Its product is annotated as probable xyloglucan endotransglucosylase/hydrolase protein 26. Gene Ontology annotation, biological process: cell wall biogenesis; xyloglucan metabolic process. Gene Ontology annotation, cellular component: apoplast; cell wall. Lineage: Eukaryota; Viridiplantae; Streptophyta; Magnoliopsida; Proteales; Proteaceae. The record is from RefSeq and is a predicted model, not a curated record. The transcript has 4 exons. Bases 187 to 1080 code for a protein of 297 amino acids. Gene Ontology annotation, molecular function: xyloglucan:xyloglucosyl transferase activity; hydrolase activity, hydrolyzing O-glycosyl compounds.